GAUGCCUGACGCCUGAUGCCUGCCCCUUUCCCAGGGGCCUUCCUCAAAAGGAAGGGAGGGGCUUGGGAAAGACUUCCUCAAAAGUCUCGAGUGGAACUUUCCCUACGAGUGGCGACUUUGGAGGGUUUCUUGUGGCUAUGUUAGGUCCUUCUUCUGUGGAUUAGACCCUUGGACUAAUAUGGACUAGACCACUCAAGGAUGGACUAGGACUACUAGGAGUUCAAAGGGCAAUCCUUGGCGCAAUGAAGGACCGCCUAAAAGACCUCCGGGAGAGGACUCAGGAGUUGCCUGACACAGGAAGUGCUGGUUCCACAUCAGAGGAGGAGGGUCACCAUGACGACUCGGUGGCGGUGGAGGCCAUAACGCCGCAGGCUGUUCUGUUUGGGGAGGAACCCGUCAUUGACAACUUCCUGUCCCAAGUCCAGCUGAUCCGAAAUGAUAUCAGCACCCUGGAGACGGAGGUUCUGAAGUUCAACCAGCAGCAGAAGAUGUUGGUUGCAACCAUGCGGCGUUUUAGCAUCAUGAAGAAGGAAAGCAGCAUUACCAGGGACAUCAAGCUCCGAGCUGAGAGCCUUCACCGACGUCUGGACACGCUUUCAAAGCAAGUCCAAAAAACAGAAGAGCAGCAAGGACCUACGGCCGUGACCGCCAGGAUACAACGGGCGCAGCACGCCGCCAUGCACUCCAAAUUCCAGCAGGUGAUGCGGCAGUACAACGAAGGGCUGUUGACCAAGCAGGACCGCUGCAAGCACUUCAUCAUCCGGCAGCUGGAGGUGUCGGGGAGGGACGUGACCGAGGGGGACGUCAACGACAUGGUGGCCACGGGGAAAUGGGAGGUCUUCAACGAGAACCUGCUGAACGACGCCAGGAUCACGCGGUCCCAACUCUCUGAGAUCGAACAGCGGCACAAGGAGUUGUUGAGCCUUGAGAGCAACAUGAUGGAGCUGAGGGACCUCUUCACGGACAUCUUCAUGUUGGUGGAGGAACAAGGCGCCUACAUGGAACACAUCCAGACCAACGUGGAACAGACCCAGGACUACGUGGCGGCGUCCAACGAGAAGUUCAAGCUGGCCGCCAGGUACAAGAAGAAGAACCCUCUCCGCCAGAUCUGCUGCUGUUGCUGCCCUCCCUGGAAAUGCUGCAUGUGAACUUGUGUUCCAAAUGUCUCCCUCACCUGUUGGGAGUAAACAACCUGGGACCGGAGUGCCAUUAAAGUCAAGGUUAUGGUGGCCGCCAUCCUGGCUCUUGAACACAGCAAUGGUUCGGACGGAUCCAGCAGAGCAGAGAAAACAAUUAAGGGGGAGGCCAGGAAUUGUUUUUUUCGAGGCACUUAUUUCUUUGAAGAGAGCGUGAAGUGACUGCUAUUGGAGGAGACAGUUCUGUGAGUGCUCCUCACCAACAUGGCGGCGUGUAUCCCUGACCUUCACUGUCAUCUGAGAGAGGCUACAAAUACGACUAUUACCUCUGCAACUGUCACACAUUCCAAUCUUCCCAACUUUCUGUUUGUCUGCCAAAAGUAUCUUUUUGUGUCCAGACACUUCAGCUAAAGGAGGGGUCUCAGACACGCGGCCCGCGGGCCCAUCCAUCCAUCUUUUUCCGCUUAUCCGAGGUCGGGUCGCGGGGGCAGCAGCCUAAGCAGGGAAGCCCAGACUUCCCUCUCCCCACCCACUUCGUCUAGCUCUUCCCGGGGGAUCCCGAGGCGUUCCCAGGCCAGCCGGGAGACAUAGUCUUCCCAACGUGUCCUGGGUCUUCCCCGUGGCCUCCUACCAGUUGGACGUGCCCUAAACACCUCCCUAGGGAGGCGUUCGGGUGGCAUCCUGACCAGAUGCCCAAACCACCUCAUCUGGCUCCUCUCCAUGUGGAGGAGCAGAGGCUUUACUUUGAGUUCCUCCCGGAUGACAGAGCUUCUCACCCUAUCUCUAAGGGAGAGACCCAAACUCAUUUGGGCCGCUUGUACCCGUGAUCUUAUCCUUUCGGUCAUGACCCAAAGCUCAUGACCAUAGGUGAGGAUGGGAACGUAGAUCGAGCGGUAAAUUGAGAGCUUUGCCUUCCGGCUCAGCUCCUUCUUCACCACAACGGAUCGAUACAACGUCCGCAUUACUGAAUACGCCGCCUGUCGAUCUCACGAUCCACUCUUCCCUCACCCGUGAACAAGACUCCUAGGUACUUGAACUCCUCCACUUGGGGCAGGGUCUCCUUCCCAACCCGGAGAUGGCACUCCACCAAUUGUUAUAAUUACCAACCCUCCUGAAUUUUCCGGGAGACUCUGGAAUUUCAAGGCGAUCAUUCAAGGGUAAUUAUUCCCGCGAACAUUUGUCAGUUUUCACCCAAACAACAAUGUUCAAUUGCCUUUGACUACAUCUUGUACUAACAGAGUACAAGUUUGUCACUGUUACAAAUAUGCGCCACACUGUGAACCCACACCAAACAAGAAUGACAAACACAUUUCGGGAAAACAUCCGCACUGCAACACAACAUAAACCCGGGCUGGCAUGGCGUUGUGGGUUUAGCGGCCGUGCCAGAAACCUGAGGGUUGCAGGUUCGCUUCCCACCUAUUGACAUCCAAAAACGCUCUGCCGUUGUGUCCUUGGGCAGGACACUUCACCCUUGCCCCCAGUGCCGCUUACACUGGUGAAUGAAUGAUGAAUGAAUUAUUGGUGGUGGUCGGAGGGGCCGUAGGCGCAAACUGGCAGCCACGCUUCUGUUAGUCUACCCCAGGGCAGCAGUGGCUACUGAUGUAGCUUACCACCACCAGGUGUGAAUGAAUGAUGGGUUCCAACUCCUGUGUGAGCGCUUUGAGUAUCUAACAAUAGAAAAGUGCGAUAUAAAUCUAAUCCAUUAUUAUUAUUGUUAUUAUGAACACAACAGAAUAAAUACCCAGAAUCCCAUGCAUCCACCUCCCACCUCUCCCCCCACCCCCCUCCCCCCUGCGUCCGUGGAGGUGAAGAGUUAGGGCUGCAAGGGGUUCUGGGUAUUUGUUCUGUUGUGUUUAUGUUGUGGUACAGUGAGAAUGUUCUCCCAAAAUGUGUUUGUCAUUCUUGUUUGGUGUGUGUUCACAGUGUGGCGCGUAUUUGAAACAGUGUUAAACUUGUUAUACGGCCACCCUCUGUGUGACCUGUAUGUGCGUGUUGGAAUUAUUAAGUCAUCUUUUCUUGCGGCCCAACCUCACCCAGUGUCUGCAUCCAGUGACCCCCAUGGAAAAUUGCGUUUGAGACCCUUGAACUAAAGCUUUGAAACAUGUGUGCAGGUUUUGCUAGAAUUACGUUGGGGUUUGUGCAACAUGGUGGUACAGGGGUUAGUGCAUGUGCCUCACAAUACGAAGGUCCUGAGUAGUCUGGGGUUCAAUCCCUGGCUCUGAAACUUUCUGUGUGGAGUUUGCAUGUUCUCCCCGUGACUGCGUGUGUUCCCUCUGGGUACUCCAGACUCCUCCCACCUCCAAAGACAAGCACCUGGGGAUAGGCCCCUCCCACCUCCAAAGACAUGCACCUGGGGAUAGGCCCCUCCCACCUCCAAAGACAUGCACCUGGGGAUAGGUUGAUUGGCAACACUAAAUGGUCCCUAGUGUGUGAAUGUUGUCUGUCUAUCUGUGUUGGCCCUGCGAUGAAGUGGCGACUUGUCCAGGGUGUACGCCGCCUUCCGCCCGAUUGUAGCUUAGAUAGGCUCCAGCAACCCCCUGGCAGUAAUUGGAUGGAUGUGAUGUAUAUAUAUAUAUAUAUAUACAUAUAUAUAUAUAUA
This is a messenger RNA of Nerophis ophidion (straightnose pipefish), 3735 nucleotides long. RefSeq names its product syntaxin 19 (gene stx19). The transcript has 5 exons. Bases 243 to 1148 code for a protein of 301 amino acids. Lineage: Eukaryota; Metazoa; Chordata; Actinopteri; Syngnathiformes; Syngnathidae. Gene Ontology annotation, cellular component: SNARE complex; endomembrane system; presynaptic active zone membrane. Gene Ontology annotation, biological process: intracellular protein transport; synaptic vesicle fusion to presynaptic active zone membrane; exocytosis. Gene Ontology annotation, molecular function: SNARE binding; SNAP receptor activity. The record is from RefSeq and is a predicted model, not a curated record.